AUGUCGGGUCGUGUUCGAAAACAAUCGGAUUGUCCUGUGGGUAAGCAGGGCCCUAUGAGGGCGACGCUGCCUGUAUCAUCAGUGAUGAAAGGCGGUGGUUUUAAAAAGAACGCUGCUAACAGUCCAACUUUGUCGCCUACAAACGUGUGGCGGCGAAUAUCUCCCGAUCAUGCUCUUUCUGGUCAAAGAAGUCCAGGAGCAGUCAACUACAAAGGCAAAGGACGAUUUGGAUCUAAUGUUAUCAGACGCACAGCCUCCCUAGACACUCUGUAUCAUAAAGGACAAUGGCCUAGAGAUUACUAUCUUCAUGCAGGACAACUACAAGUUGAUAAAUCUACACAAACUGAUGAUGGAGGUGGAGUUUCUGGACGGUCAUCUAGAGGUUCAGAAGAUGACAAGCUGGACCGUUUCCUUAGAAGUCGUCUGCAGAGACCACAUAAACCAACUGCAUCUGGAGAUUAUUCUUCACAUUCAAUGAGUCCUGGAUUUUGGUCCCGUUUUGGUAGUGGUGGUGUACCUCUUAGAGCAGCUCGUUCGUCAGUGGAAGGUCUAAAUCAAGAGAUAGAACGACUUGUUCUUUGUCCAGCCAGUGGAACCCAGACUCCACAUAUUGACCGACUACGAGAUAAGGUUACUCCAGAAGGGCACCGCGCACCGCUGGCUGAGCUACUAAGGCGCUCUGUUAACACUCAAACACCGCACGAUCUAUGUCACACGGCCCAUUCAUCAGAUCCACCGUCACGGGGUUCCCUAUCCAGCGCGGGCUCAGCCGAGCUCCUAGCGACAGGUGGCAGUGUGUGCUCAUCACCAGAUUUAGAUGGGUCUAAGCUCGGGACUUCGCCGCAAAUAAACCGAUUCUUAGCGCGUGAACCCCCAGAUGGUUGUGAAAAGGUGAACUUGAAAGCGGGCGAGGGCGCGUACACGGAGGCGCUGCCGAUGAAGCCGUCGACGCCGGGCUUCACGCUGCGGCCGUCUCUCGGCUCCGCCUUCCAGCCGCUGCAGCCCGCGCCCGCGCCGCCCGCGCCCGACCCGCCCGCGCUGCCGCAC
This is a messenger RNA of Brenthis ino (lesser marbled fritillary), 1047 nucleotides long. The record is from the annotation of a GenBank genome assembly. NCBI's taxonomy places the organism in Eukaryota, Metazoa, Arthropoda, Insecta, Lepidoptera, Nymphalidae.